This is a messenger RNA of Rotaria sordida, 1140 nucleotides long. Lineage: Eukaryota; Metazoa; Rotifera; Eurotatoria; Philodinida; Philodinidae. The record is from the annotation of a GenBank genome assembly.
AUGACUGCAUCAUAUUUUGCUAUUACAGGUGGAUGUGGUUAUAUUGGUUUACGUCUUGCUCAUUAUUUACUUGAAAUAAAUCAUUCAAAUAUUGUAUUUUUACUUGAUAUUCAUCCUCCAUCGAAUGAUAACCGAUCAUAUAAUUUUGAUUUAAAUCGUUUAAUUUAUCGUUAUUGUGAUAUACGUUCUUAUAAAUCUGUUUAUAAUGCUUUAUUUAAUGUUACAUGUGUAUUUCAUUUAGCUAGUUAUGGUAUGUCAGGUAGAGAAAUGUUAAAUAAAUCAAUGAUAUAUGAAGUCAAUAUAAUUGGUACUGAAAAUAUAAUAAAUGCAUGUAUUCAACAUAAUAUUAAUAAAAUAAUUUAUUGUUCAACAUAUAAUGCUGUAUAUACAGGAAAAAAAGAAUUAUUAAAUGUAACUGAAAAAGAUUGUUCAUAUCCAACACAAGAUAAAUAUUAUGAUAAUUAUAGUCGUACAAAAUCUUUAGCUGAACAAAUGAUUUUAAAAAUUUCUUCAUCAAAACUUUCAACAGUUGUUAUACGACCAGCAGCUAUUUAUGGUGAUGGUGAACAACGACAUUUACCACGUAUAUUAAAUUUAGUACGUCAAGGUUUAGCAUUUUUUGCUAUUGGUCAUAAAAAUAUAUUAUGUGAUUGGAUUUAUGCUGAUAAUUUAGUAUAUGCAUUAAUAUUAGCUGAAAAAUCUUUACCUAAAUAUUCUGGUGAAGUUUAUUUUAUAUCUGAUGAUAAACCAAUUAAUAAUUUUCAAUUUCUAUCACAAUUAACAAAAGGAUUAGGUUAUGAUUAUUGUUUUUUAUUUUAUAUACCAACUAUUAUUAUGUUUUAUUUUGGUUAUUUAAUUGAAAUUAUACAUAAUUUAUUUUCUAAAUAUAUUUAUAAUUUUUCUCCAUUUCUUACACGUGCUGAAGUAUUAAAAGUUGGUGUUACACAUUAUGCAAAUAUAACAAAAGCAAAAAAUCUAUUAGGUUAUCAUGUUAAAGUUAGUCCAGAUGAAGCUAUGCAAAAAUGUAUUCAAUGGUUUGAUGAACAUGGAUAUAGAAAGACAACAAAUCAAAAUAAUUAUAAAUAUAUAUGGUUAAUUUUAAUAAGUUUAGUAAUAUUGAUAAUUUUUACUUUUUUAUAA